Molecule: messenger RNA, 204 nt
Organism: Symbiodinium pilosum
Lineage: Eukaryota; Dinophyceae; Suessiales; Symbiodiniaceae
Source: the annotation of a GenBank genome assembly
AUGGCUUUCCAGGAGACUCACGACCUGCUGCUUUGGACUUGGGACCGCUUCUGCAGCCCAGACACAACCAUCUAUUCGGUGUUCAUCAACAGGCCUUUUUCUUGGAACUUUUUCGUCAAGGUCCAUGAUAGCGGCCUGUUCGAGGUUCAGCAACUGGAUGAUGAGAAGGAUUUCGAUCCGUGUGGACUUGAAGAGGCCAGAUAA